Messenger RNA from Saccharomyces mikatae IFO 1815, 1086 nucleotides. RefSeq names its product glutathione peroxidase (gene URE2). Bases 1 to 1086 code for a protein of 361 amino acids. Gene Ontology annotation, molecular function: transcription corepressor activity. The record is from RefSeq and is a predicted model, not a curated record. The transcript has a single exon. Gene Ontology annotation, biological process: regulation of nitrogen utilization. NCBI's taxonomy places the organism in Eukaryota, Fungi, Ascomycota, Saccharomycetes, Saccharomycetales, Saccharomycetaceae.
AUGAUGAAUAACAACGGCAACCAAGUCUCUAAUCUAUCCAAUGCUCUCCGUCAGGUAAACAUAGGGAAUAGGAAUAGUAAUACCACUACCGACCAAAGUAAUAUAAAUUUUGAGUUCCCCGCAGGUGUGAAUAAUAGUAAUAAUAUUAAUAAUAAUAACAACAGCAAUAACGAUAAUAAUAACACUAAUACUGUUCAAAACAACAACAAUGGCCGCAAUGGUAGUCAAAAUAAUGACAACGAAAAUAACAUCAAGGAGACAUUGGAACAGCAUCGGCAACAGCAACAGGCCUUUUCAGGUAUGAGUCACGUGGAAUAUUCCAGAAUUACAAAAUUCUUCCAAGAACAACCACUCGAAGGAUAUACCCUUUUUUCUCACAGGUCUGCGCCAAAUGGGUUUAAAGUUGCCAUAGUACUAAGUGAGCUUGGAUUUCAUUAUAACACGAUCUUCCUAGAUUUCAAUCUUGGGGAACAUAGAGCUCCCGAAUUUGUUUCUGUGAAUCCUAAUGCUAGAGUUCCAGCCUUAAUCGAUCACAGUAUGGAUAAUUUAUCCAUUUGGGAAUCGGGAGCAAUUUUGCUACACUUGGUAAAUAAAUAUUACAAAGAGACUGGUAAUCCAUUACUAUGGUCCGAUGAUUUAGCUGAUCAGUCACAAAUCAACGCAUGGUUGUUCUUCCAGACUUCAGGCCACGCACCAAUGAUUGGACAAGCUUUACAUUUCAGAUACUUUCAUUCUCAAAAGAUAGCAAGUGCUGUGGAAAGAUAUACAGAUGAGGUUAGAAGAGUUUACGGUGUAGUGGAGAUGGCAUUAGCCGAGCGGAGGGAAGCAUUAGUUAUGGAAUUAGACACGGAAAAUGCAGCAGCAUACUCUGCUGGGACAACGCCAAUGUCACAGAGUCGUUUCUUUGACUAUCCUGUAUGGCUCGUGGGAGAUAAACUGACUAUAGCAGAUUUGGCCUUUGUUCCCUGGAAUAAUGUCGUAGAUAGAAUCGGCAUUAAUAUCAAAAUGGAAUUUCCAGAAGUUUACAAGUGGACGAAGCAUAUGAUGAGAAGACCCGCUGUCAUUAAAGCAUUGCGCGGUGAGUAA